UGUAUAUCCAAUAUCAUUUUAACAAAAAUAACCUGAAACCUUUAUUCAAAUAAGCGAGUACUUCAAAGAAGUUGAUUUUUACAAGUUUUAUCGUACAUUCUUCCUUUUUUUCCUGUCGUACGAAUUUUCAGCUGCAACCUUUGCAUAAUUCAGUCUAACGAAAAAGGUAUCGUUUUAACACUUAAUUUUUAAUAAAAAUUGAAACUUCUUUUAUUUUAUUCUAUAAGCGCAUGGAGAGAUUUAGAUUAAAGGUGAAUUGUUAUUUUUCGCUUGUCAGCUUAGGUUAAAGAAAUCUAUCUUUCAUUCACAUCCACUUAUUAGAAAAUUAAUUUUGUAUUCAUUAAAUGUAUACCAUCAUUGAAAAAUUCGUUGGAAAUUGUCAAUUAUUUUGUAAACUUUUCAUCUGUCUGUUUAACCAAUGUGUGUGGCCAUUUUCAUAAUUGAUAAACAAGAACAGCGGUCUGAUUGGACUCGUUGAUUGGAUGGGCGGAGCUUAUAUCCUUAUUUGGAAAGGCAUCAUGAAAUGGUUUGAGAUGUUGAUUAUAAGGGUAAAAGGAUCAAAUCUAUCUUUGCUUAUAAUAACAGUCACUCGAUCACAAAGUAUAGAAUAAGUGUAAAACAGACAUUUCAAUAUAAACAUUUUAUAAGUGAUUGUAAAAAACGACAAGAAUUCUGAUCGUUCUUGAGAAAAACACGAAACAUUUGCCGUUUGAGUUCGUAAAUGGUGAAUAUGCAGCCUGGAACCCUACAAAGAUUCCAUCACAGCCCUGGUGUUUCUAGUUUGCCGAAUGGACCAAGUCUAACAAGUAUGAUGCCAGCUCUGUUUGGAGACCAGAAUUACUACAGGCAUGGAGGGUACAUACCUAUGAACGUGAACAGCAUGGCGGCAAUGUAUGGUGACCAGUAUUCAGCGAUGGGUAGACCGUCUCCAUACUCCCCCUACGGACAUCACCAAAGUGCUAAGGACAUGGUUAAGCCACCGUACAGUUAUAUUGCGCUGAUAGCAAUGGCUAUUCAGAGUACUCCGGACAAGAAAGUAACAUUAAAUGGAAUUUAUCAAUUUAUUAUGGAUCGUUUUCCUUUCUACCGUGAAAACAAACAAGGAUGGCAAAACAGUAUCCGUCAUAAUCUUUCGCUAAAUGAAUGUUUUUUAAAAGUUCCCCGAGACGAUAAAAAACCUGGUAAAGGAAGUUACUGGUCUUUGGACCCGGACAGUUACAAUAUGUUUGACAAUGGUAGUUAUUUACGCAGGAGAAGGCGAUUCAAAAAGAAGAAGGAUGCCGAACGACCUUCAGAUGGUGACAAAACGGAUAUUAAUUUGAAACACGGCGACAGCAGCGACAAUGAAAGUGCAAGAAACGGUGAGUGCGGAAAUUCUGAGUAUUCUGACAAUUCGUGUAGUCCUCAUAAGUAUGACAUUUGUAGAAAAUCUCCUCCUUUAGAAACUAGUGUCUCAACAAAGUUGGAGCCCGUUGAACUUCAAAAUUCGAACAACCUACAAGAUUCGCAGCUAGAAUCAAGACCGAGCCCAAAUACCCUACCAAUUCCAGCUGAUCCUUUGGAACCAAGCCAACCUUCUAGUUUUACAGUGGAGAACUUAGUGCAAAAUUCCGUAAAUUGUGAUAUGAGUGGAUGUAACUUUUUAUCUGGACGACAAAGUAUCAAUCCGCCAAUUCCUUACUCAAGACCUACUGAUAUUUACCGGAACAUUGGAUCGUGUGGUCAGACAUCACCUCAAGGACCAGGGUACCCAUAUCCGACCUCUUCUAUCAUUCAACAUAACAAUUCUCUAUCUGGUGUCAAUAACGAGGACAAUAUUGACCCGCCGUCACCAGCUCACGCGCACGCGACACUAUCGUCUGCUAACAGUGUCAACUCAAGCAUGUUCCAAACGUAUGGGAGACCCAAUGGAUGGUAUGUUUCAAGUGCAGCUGACUUUUCACAUCAUGGUGCCGAUUUUCCUGGAGGAACUUUUGGAAGUGUUCGGGACGUUUUUGAAAGUCAAAGACUUUUAGGGCAAGGGAGUCAAACAACUCCUCAAUCCAGCUGCCAACUUGCCGCAUUUAGGAACCCAUACAAAUCGUAUGCAUGCGAAUACAGCAAAUUUUAAUGACUUGUCUAGAUUCAUUUACCGUAUGUAUAAUUUUGUUCUUUGUUCUGGAAAUGUACUUGACUGUGAGGUUAUUCUCACAAAGUUUUCAUAAGUGCAGUGCUUGUUUAACAUUUACAAUGACCUGUAUUUCUCUCGUGCUGAAAGAUGUUUGUCAACAGGUUUCUGUCGAUUGUGUAAUUUGCGAACAUUCCAAUUAAUUUUAUAUUCAGGCAGAUAACAGAAAGACAAUUUAAAAUUUAAUAUGUCAGUUUUGAGGUAUGUAGGAAUCCACGCAUAUUUGUGUAAAAUUAAAAUGAUAUUCAACCAAA
This is a messenger RNA of Mytilus californianus (California mussel), 2421 nucleotides long. Its product is annotated as forkhead box C1-B-like. The transcript has a single exon. Lineage: Eukaryota; Metazoa; Mollusca; Bivalvia; Mytilida; Mytilidae. Gene Ontology annotation, molecular function: DNA-binding transcription factor activity, RNA polymerase II-specific; RNA polymerase II cis-regulatory region sequence-specific DNA binding. Gene Ontology annotation, biological process: anatomical structure morphogenesis; cell differentiation; regulation of transcription by RNA polymerase II. The coding region runs from base 722 to 2110 and encodes 462 amino acids. The record is from RefSeq and is a predicted model, not a curated record.